Molecule: messenger RNA, 750 nt
Organism: Symbiodinium necroappetens
Lineage: Eukaryota; Dinophyceae; Suessiales; Symbiodiniaceae
Source: the annotation of a GenBank genome assembly
AUGAAGGUCCUGGUCCCGGUCAAGCGCGUGAUCGAUGCCUACGUGAAAGUCCGUGUGAAAGCGGAUGGGUCCGGUGUCGAAACGCAGAACGUGAAGAUGUCGAUGAACCCCUUCUGCGAGAUCGCCGUGGAAGAGGCGGUGCGCCUGAAGGAGGCUGGAACGGCGAGCGAGAUCGUCGUGGUGUCUUGUGGUCCGCAGUCGAGUCAGGAGACGAUUCGUACGGCGCUGGCGAUGGGAGCCGACCGCGGUAUCCUCAUUCAAAGCGACGACGCUCUCGAACCGCUCGGUAUCGCCAAGCUGCUGAAGGCCGUGGCCGAGAAGGAACAGCCCGAACUCGUUCUGCUCGGCAAGCAGGCCGUCGACAGCGAUCAUAGCCAGACCGGUCAGAUGUUGGCGGCCUUGCUCGGGUGGUCUCAGGGAACCUUCGCCAGCAAGAUCCAGGCGAGCGAUGGAAAACUGACGGUCACUCGCGAGAUCGAUGGCGGUUUGGAAACGGUGGAUCUCAAGUUGCCGUCGGUCGUCACUGCGGACUUGCGGCUUAACGAGCCUCGCUACGCCAGUCUGCCGAACAUCAUGAAGGCCAAGAAGAAGCCGAUCGAGACCACGACCCCGGCGGAGUUGGGCGUGGAUGUGGCGCCCCGAACCCAGGUUCUGAAGGUUGCGGAGCCGCCGGCGCGUGAGGCGGGCGUGAAGGUCGCAAGCGUGGCCGAUCUGGUCGAGAAGCUGAAGGCCGAAGCCAAGGUCAUCUAG